Messenger RNA from Linum tenue, 2263 nucleotides. The record is from the annotation of a GenBank genome assembly. NCBI's taxonomy places the organism in Eukaryota, Viridiplantae, Streptophyta, Magnoliopsida, Malpighiales, Linaceae.
ACCGACGCGACGACUUUUUUGACCAACCCAUUCUCUCUCCUAUUCUCCGAUUCCUCUCUGCGCCUUCUUCAACUACUUCUUCUUCUUCUUCUUCUUCUUCUUCUUCAUUUCAUUCGUUUCUGUUCUUUCAUCUGUCGCUCUCUGUAAGUUAUCUCUUCUUGCUUCCGAUGGGAGGCCGUAGUUCCAAGAACGGCAAGGCGCCGCGGGUUCUCAAUUCCAACGGUCAUCUUCCGCAGAACGGCCGUCAUCGCUACAACAGCAACGACCAGCGUAUCCGCGCCGGAGGAGACAGCGGCGCCGGAGAAUUAGACCACGGGAGUAAAUCGAAGCAGAAUGAGCUGGGAGGGAAGCCACAGCGGAGCGAGGAACUCCAGAAGCAGUCGUUUCCAUAUUCCAGUCCUGCUAAUAAUUCAACGGAUGAAUUUUACGACGGUAUUCCGCUUUACUCUUCUUCGCGGUCGAAAUCCACUGGGUCUAGGCAAGGAGCUGUUUCCAAGGUUUCAGAGGUCAGUUCACGACUGGGCAGAGUUGGUUCAGUUGGGCUAGGAAAAGCAGUGGAGGUAUUGGACACUCUUGGGAGUAGCAUGACGAAUUUGAACCCUAAAGGCGGAUUCGCUUUCGCCGCGACGACUAAAGGGAACGAACUUGAAAUCUUAGCUUUCGAGGUCGCGAACACGAUCGUCAAGGGCUUUAAUCUUAUGCAAUCCCUUUCCAAAAGGAAUAUCAAGCGGUUAAAGGAAUUGCUCCCUUCAGAAGGGGUUCAGAAUCUAGUGUCAGUCAAUACAGAUGAACUCUUGAGAAUUUUUGCAGCUGACAAGAGGGAUGAGUUGAAGGUUUUCUCCUGUGAAGUGUUUCGUUUUGGGAACCGGUGUAAAGAUCCUCAAUGGCACAACUUGGAUCGAUAUUUUGAAAAAAUUAGCAAAGAGUUUGCUCCUCAAAGGCAGUUACAAGACGAGGCAGAAUCGGUGAUGGAGGUUUUGAUGAUUUUGGUUCAAAAUACAGCAGAAUUAUACCAAGAAUUGCAACUGCUGGACAAACUUGACCAAGAGUAUCAGCGUAAACUUAGCGAGGAUGACAAGCCAGGAAAAGGCCAGAAAGGUGACGGCACUGCAAUCUUGAGGGCGGAAUUGAAAAGCCAAAAGAAGGAAGUACGAAACCUGAAGAAAAAAUCACUGUGGUCCAGAAGUUUGGAAGAGGUGACUGGGAAGCUUGUAGAUGUUGUUCGUUUUUUGCUCAUGGAGAUUGAUGACACCUUUGGCAGAGAAGAUAGUAGUGCUCUCGUCGAGUCAUCUGCAAGCUGUCAUCAGAGACUGGGACCUGUUGGCCUGUCCUUGCAUUAUGCAAAUGUAGUUCUACAGAUCGAUGAUAUUAUAAGCAUCAUUGGGAUCAAAGAUGAGAUGGAGAAAACUCUAGCCUGGCUUGUUCCCAUGUCCACCAACACAGCCAAAGACCAUCACGGAUUUGGUUGGGUUGGAGAAUGGGCGAAUUCAGCAUCUGAAGGUAGCCGGAGGUCUGUAUCUGGCAAUAAUGACUUCAUUAGGAUAGAGUCCCUCCAUCAUGCGGACAAGGAGAAAACAGAAACCUACAUUCUUGAACUCCUGCUGUGGUUGCACCAUCUAGUCAGCAAAUCUAAGAAGGCUAGCAGUGCACGCGUAGAUGCUAGCAAGUCACCGCCACUACCACCACUACAAGAGAAGCCGGAUGCUGCUGAGAGUGGGUCGCCGCUACAGAUCACCAUUGAAGAGCAGAGAACGACGGAAAGUACAGGCGAGGAAGAGGGCAAGGACGAUGGUGGCAGCCUGGAAACGAGUAAGAGCGAGGACUUCACAAUAACGCUUUUGACGACGAAGACCAAAUUAGAGAACAAUGUUGGAGGUGAUGUACAGAGCGAGGUAAAUAGUAUGUCAGCUUGAAUGUUACAUACGUAUCUCUUGAAAGAAUAAAGCUUUUAGACGAAUGUUGAAGAAACGCAAAGAGUGUUAUGUAUAUAAUUAGCUUCGUUGGUUUCUUUGGCUUUGUGUGUGUAACCACUUAGUCUGUGUGUAUUUAUUUGCACUUACAAAAUCACAUUCUGGACUUAAGGCUGGUCCUCCGUGAUGGCAUGUGGAUUUAAAUCAUUUUACAGCUAAUGACCAAUUUGCGAGCUCGUUUCCGCAUUUGGAAACACAUAAAUGCAAGUACACCAAGCAAACUCAUUACGUAUUUCCAAUGUUGUCAUAAUCGAACUGGAGUAUGACCCGAUAAUGUGGAUGGCUUGUACUUU